GUGGCAUUUCAUUGUUCUUUGUUGAAAAUCAAAAUCAAAUGAGACAGAGAAAUUGAAAAUUCGUGAGAGAUUGAUAAGCAGAAAGGCUGCAACAAUGGCGGCAUCGAAGUUGUCACCAACCGAUACCUGGGGUUCGACUCUCCCUGGUCCUCCCAGCCGUAACAACUUCGGAUCCGCCGAUCUCAGUCCAUCCGGUCUCUUUGCCUUCUCAUCUGGCUCCUCCGUCUCUGUUGUCGACUCUCGUUCUCUCCAGCUCAUUUCCACUAUCCCUCUCCCUCCUCCUCCCGGUGCUCUCUCUCCCUUCGUCACUUCCGUCCGUUGGAUCCCUCUCCCUCUCCCCCGUGAUCUACUAUCCACCGAGCCCUCCGCCUCACACCUUCUCCUCGCCGUUGCCGAUCGUCACGGCCGUGUCGCGCUCGUUGACUUCCAUCUUCGCUCCGUCGUCGUCUGGCUUAAUCCUUCCUCCGAUCCCAAGCUUGGGGUUCAGGACCUCUGCUGGGUUCAAGCUCGACAGGAUUCUCAUGUCCUCGCCGCGAUUUCUGGAUCUUCUUUUCUGUCACUCUACACAGUCUCCGGUGGACUUUUCUGGAAGUACGAUGCCGGUACGGAGAUUCUCUCAUGUCUCCGCCGCGAUCCCUAUGAUUCUCGCCAUUUCUGUGUGCUUGGCCUCAAGGGGCUCCUAUUGUCGGUUAAGGUACUCGGAGACACUGAGAACGACGUUGUGAUUCAGGAGAUGCAGAUAAAGACGGAUUUCACUGAGCUAUUGAGGUUGGAAAGAGAUGGCAAUUCAUCAUCUUCUUCGCCUGCUUCAGCCGCAUUUCCGUUAUACUUUGCUAGAUUUGCAUUCUCGCCACACUGGAAGAAUAUACUGUUUGUGACGUUUCCUAGGGAGCUAUUGGUCUUUGAUCUACAAUAUGAGACACCCCUCUCGACCACGCCAUUACCUCGUGGUUGCGCCAAGUUUCUGGAUGUUUUGCCGGAUCCAAACAAUGAGUUGCUUUAUUGUGCUCAUGUCGAUGGUAGGCUCAGCAUUUGGCGUCAGAAAGGAGGAGAACAGGUGCAUGUCAUGUGUACCAUGGAAGAGUUUAUGCCAUCUAUUGGACUGUCCAUCCCGUCUCCUUCAGCUCUGGCUGUUCUUCUCAGUCAAUCGGACUCCACAAUGCAAACCAUUACAAAACUUUAUCCAGAUGAAACUUCUUCUGUGGAUUUUGAUAACCCAUUUGACUUUUACGAUGAAAGUAUCGUUGUUUCCAAGACGACCUUUUUCUCCCUAUCUGAUGACGGUAAAAUAUGGAAGUGGGUCUUAAGUGCUGAAGGUGUUGAAGAUGCUCUAAAAAAUGCAUCAGACUUGGACAUGAGUAUCGUAGGGGCUGAUGUAGCACUCCCUGGAGCUAUUCAGAAGAAAGAUUUCUCAAAUCUGGAGGAUGGAUUAGUUGUUACCCCUACAAAUAAAAGCAGAGGUCAGACAUCAAGUUCCUCCUUCGGAAGAUCAGACCUAUCAUUUAAGAUCAGCCUGACUGGACAGCUUCAGCUUCUCUCUUCCACAGUCUCUACACUUGCUGUACCAUCUCCGUCUCUUACGGCAUCCCUAGCAAGAGGGGGUAACAUCCCUGCGGCAGCUGUUCCGUUGGUUGCUUUGGGAACUCAUAGCGGGACAAUCGAUAUUGUUGAUGUAUCAACAAAUGCUGUUGCUGCAAGCACUUCUGUUCAUACUGGUGUUGUUAGGGGCCUUCGAUGGCUUGGAAAUUCAAGAUUGGUUUCAUUUUCUUACAGUCAGGUGAAUGACAAAAGCAGAGGCUACAUAAAUAAGUUAGUUGUGACUUGCCUUAGGAGUGGGUUGAAUAAACAAUUUUGUGAUUUACAAAAGCCAGAACGUACUCCCAUAAGAGCUCUUAGAACUUCUUCUUCCGGAAGGUAUCUUCUAAUUCUUUUCCGUGAUGCUCCUGUAGAAGUUUGGGCGAUGACCAAGCAUCCUGUCAUGCUUAGAUCAUUAGCUCUUCCUUUCACGGUAGUGGAAUGGACGCUUCCGGCAGUUCCACGCCCAGGUCAAGGCGGUCCUUCUAAACAAUCUCUCUCAGCAUCCGAAGGAGUAGCUGCUCCAGCAGACUCUACGUCUGUGGGCUCGGAUGGAUCGACUGAAGAAACUGUAGAGAGUUUUGCAUUUGCACUAGUAAAUGGUGCCCUUGGAGUAUUUGAAGUCCAAGGACGUAGAAUUCGAGAUUACAGACCCAAAUGGCCAUCUACCUCAUUCGUUCCCUCAGAUGGAUUGGUUACAGCCAUGGCAUAUCGCUUGCCUCAUGUGGUUAUGGGAGAUAAAUCAGGAAACAUAAGAUGGUGGGAUGUAACAACUGGACAGUCAUCUGCAUUUAAUAGUCACAGAGAUGGAAUACGGAGGAUCAAAUUUUCACCUGUUGUUGCUGGAGAUCGCAGCCGAGGGCGCGUAGCUGUGCUAUUUAAUGACAAUACAUUUUCUGUAUUUGAUCUUGAUUCACCAGAUCCGCUAGCCCAGUCACUUCUACAGCCUCAAAUUCCUGGCACUCUGGUACUGGAACUUGAUUGGUUGCCUCUGAGAACCGAUAAGAAUGAUCCACUUGUUCUAUGCAUCGCUGGGGCUGAUAGCACCUUCCGGCUCGUUGAGGUUACUGUGUAUGUGUACACCUGUUCAUUGAAAAAUUAUGAUUAUGGAUGUGAUGGUUCACUUAGAUUGAUGGCUUUUGAGCGAGAAGAAUUACGGAAACGUGCUAAUGAACGUCUUCCUUGGCAUGAAAAUUUGGAGGGGGAAGAUUGCAUUCAAAAACAAACGCAUUAUACUCACGAAUAUUCGCACGCAAGAUUGUAUCCGUCAGUUGUCAGUUUUAGUCAUAGGUACUCGUACUCGUACGCUGAUGUGGUCAAGAAAGGUUAUGCUGCAAGAUUUGCUUUUGCAGCUGCUGUUUAUGGUGAAACCUCAGAAGCACUUUUCUGGUUGCAACUGCCUCAAGCCAUUCGCCAUCUGAUGAACAAGCUGACGAAAAGGUCUCCGCAAAAACUCCCUUCCCCUGCUUCAGGAGUUGAUGAAGCAACUAUGCUGAGUAAGAUAUCAUCUACUGGUGUAUGGGCACCUGAAGCCAGGAAGUGUGAUGGUUCACUUAGAUUGAUGGCUUUUGAGCGAGAAGAAUUACGGAAACGUGCUAAUGAACGUCUUCCUUGGCAUGAAAAUUUGGAGGGGGAAGAUUGCAUUCAAAAACAAGUACACGAGCUGAUUUCAGUUGGAAAUUUGGAAGCUGCUGUGAGUUUGCUGCUUUCUUCCGCCCCAGAUUCUCCCUACUUCUAUCCAAAUGCUCUCCGAGCUAUUGCACUCGCUUCAGCUGUGUCUAAAUCUCUUCUCGACCUCGCACUUAAGGUUGUUGCAGCCAACAUGGUAAGGACCGACAAUUCGCUCACUGGUACUCAUCUUCUAUGUGCGGUCGGAAGACACCAAGAAGCUUGUUCACAGCUACAAGAUUCUGGACGGUGGACUGAUGCUGCUACCUUGGCUGCCACACAUUUAGAAGGAUCGGAUUAUGCUAGGGUAUUGCAGAGGUGGGCUGAUCAUGUUCUCCAUGCGGAACACAAUGUCUGGCGGGCGCUUAUUUUAUAUGUGGCUGCUGGUUCCCUGCAAGAGGCGCUAGCAGCUCUCAGAGAGGUGCAACAGCCUGACACAGUAGCCAUGUUUGUGCUCGCCUGUCAGGAGAUCCAUUCAGAAAUUGUAACCGAGCUGUCAAGCCUAGAAGAUGAAUCUGAAUCUGAAUAUGCUUCUGGCGAAGGCACAGUACCUCCCGAUCUGCCUGGUCUUGAACCAGGGAAGGAAGAAGUGACGGCAGUUUGCGAAUAUUUUCAACAAUACCAGAGAAAGCUAGUGCAUUUGUGCAUGGACUAUCAACCCUACACGGACUGAUGAGAACUUAUACAGCCAAACUCUUUCUCUGGCUUGGCAAUUAUAUAUUACUUUAUCUCAGAUAAACACACAUGGGACUCUCAACCCUACACCGAUGUUUCUGUAUGUUGUACCUUAAGCCCUUGUUCUGUGUAAAAUUGAUUUUUAAGACCAUAUCAAUUUCUCUGGUUGUUUGUUUG
This is a messenger RNA of Camelina sativa (false flax), 4095 nucleotides long. NCBI's taxonomy places the organism in Eukaryota, Viridiplantae, Streptophyta, Magnoliopsida, Brassicales, Brassicaceae. The record is from RefSeq and is a predicted model, not a curated record.